CGCUCAGCGUUGACAUCACUGCAACACCGCUAACAUAUAAACAACUCGUCACAAAUCAAUGGUCGCAUCACUUUCAGACACUGUGGACAUGUAAAGAAGAUAUUUUAUCACAUAACCCAUGAAAAAGAAAGUUCUGCAGAGCUUGUCACGUUUAAAUAACGCUAAACGAUUCCGUGGCCGUUUUGUUUUAAGUGGAAACAACAACAUGGACUCAUUUGAAGACUUCGACGUUUUUCUGAAGAAUGUCGACAAUAUAAGCAAUCUUGUGAAGGAUCUAAACUCAUCCGAUGUGGAAGUACAGCAGAGAGCCAUCGAGAAAGCAGACCGCCACAUUGCAGCCUUGGAUGGAUCCUGCAGGACAAAAGUCAACAAGACCACAAUCAACACAAACGCACCAACCAAGGCUCCACUGAAUACGCAGACUGAAAGUGCAGAGGACUUCAUGAAGAUUAUGGAGAGGGACGCGGAAGACAGGAGGAAGAGGAGGAUUGCUCAAGAGAAAAAGGCCACUGUGUUAAAGGACAAAGGGAAUCAAGCCUAUGCCCAAGGAGAGUAUGAGACCGCUGUGAAUUAUUACAGUGAAGGCUUGGCGGAGCUACGCGACAUGCAGCAGCUGUAUACCAACAGAGCACAAGCUUACAUCAAGCUGCAAAAACACAAGGAGGCCAUCAGUGACUGUGAAUGGGCCCUGAAGUGUAACGAAAAAUGCACAAAGGCUUACCUCCACAUGGGAAAAGCACAUCUUGCACUGAAGAACUACAAUGACUGCAGAACGUGCUUUGAAAAGAUGGCCAAACUUGAACCACAGAUGGAGAACCUAGCAAAAGAAUACCUAACCAAGGCGGAGCUGGAUGAGAGAAAGGAGAGUCAAGAAAUGAGUGCGAUACAAGACUUUGACAAUGGAGUGGAGAAGGCCAAACUGGUCCCUCAACUUCUGGAGAAGCUGUCGAAGCCUGGGCAGAUGCUGCUCUACUACUGCGGAAUAUUGGAGAUUCUGUGCCAAGCAGUAAAUGACUGCACUGGCCAGACGCUUUUCAGGCUGCACAAUGGCUUCAACGCCAUCGACAGCAAUGGCACCGUGAGGAGUUGCCUGUUGCAGGAAACAAAGGACCUGUGCAGCCAGGACUUGUGUGUAUCUGUUCUUAAAGUAUGGGGAAUCAUUUGCAGCGGAAAUGAGGAAAACCAGAAGAUGUUGAUGACACGUCCAGCGUUCAAAGAGUUUCUUGUUCCCUUGGUCUCAUCCGAUCACGCCGCAAUACGGAAGGAAUGCUUGGACUUGUGCCAUUUGUACUCGCAGACGGACUAUGGCAGACGUCUACUCAUUGACAACUUGGAUGUUCCCCUGUUAACGAGGAGCCUCAUGGCUGGCAUCUCCGAGCCAGAGCAGCAAUGGGACAGACUUCUCAUUUUGCAGAACUUGGUGACAGAUAAGAAAUUCUGCCGCCAGCUAAGGAAUGCGCUGAAGGACUCGGUCGUUGUGCAAUUUACAGCAAUAAUAAGCAAAAUCAGCGAGUCCAAUCGACAUGUUCUGCCCACACUGAUAUCAGCUAUUGGCAAUCUGAUUGGAGACGACGUCAUCCGUCACGCUCUUGCUCAUGAUGCAGAGUGUUGGACGGCCUUCCUGCAUGCCAUUAAGCAAUGCAUGGCUUGCAGCUAUAAGGAGAUUCUUUAUCCUCUGCUUGGGUUGAUCAUCAACCUUUCAGCUGUGACCUCACCUGUCAUUCAGGAACAUGCAGUCUGGCUGUGUGGAUAUUGCCUGGACCUGCUGAAGGAUGACGACGGAGGCGUUGUAACUAGAGCUAUGGGUGUGUUGAGCACCGUCCUCCCUCAGUCCUCCGAGGCUGUUAAUCAUGUUAUUCAGCGACAUGUGGUGAAGAUGGUGCGGCGGCGGCUAAAGCGAACAGACCUGACUGCUACUAAGUACGCCAUAAAGAUUCUGACGGUGUGCACGGCUGCCAGCUACUUGGCCCGGGAGGAGCUGGUGAAGUCUGACAGAACACUAUUUGUUCUCCGUCAAUUGCUGAGCUCUAGCUGUGAUGAGAUGGUGUCAGGAAAUGCAGCCCUUUGCCUGGCCCAUUGCCUCGAGUUAAAAGAUAUUGCCAGCAACCUGCUGGGCACUGAUAUCGUACUUCAGCUGCUUCGCCACGCUGCAGGAGAUGCUAAGAGGACAGCUGUGCAGCAAAAUGCAGCCAUUGCUCUGGGGAAGCUGUGUCAAUCGGAGCCCAGACAUGUGAGCAAACUCCGAGAUCUACAUGGCUUUGAGAUCCUGCACUCCUGUAUGAAGCUCAUCAAAUAAUGAUAAGGAUGGCAGUGACAAGCACGUUCCACCUCACGCACGGCCACGUCAAUUCAGGAAGAGGUGGAGUACUGCAGCGCCUCUGCUUAUGACAUUUCUGUGUAUUUAAUAUGCCGAUGAACACAUCAUCACAUUAGAUCAUCAACUCUUUGCCCCUGAGAACUACCAAUAUCAGAGCGAUGACCCGGUGAGCGGGACAGUUUUGGUCCCAGGCUGGGAUCUCACUGCCUAGCUCACUGCCCUCCCCCCACCUUCCAGGCACUACUCUACUCAUGAUUGGGCAUGGGACACGGGCUCAGGCUUGAGCACCCUGUAGUUGGCCGCCUUUGAUGAGGGUGACUCGUGUUGAAAGGCAGAAACACCCACUGGUUCAAAGGUACUCUACUAAUGAUGUGUCCCAAAAUUUACAUCCCACGGCUGAGAAGUUCCCACGCCACUCUCAUCAAGUCAAUCCACCGAGUCCUGUGUAUUUACAAACUCAAUUCCGGACAUGUGAACAGGAAGUGACAUCAGGGGUUCGGAGUUGAGUUUUAGCUGGAUUGUGGCCACAACAGUAGCUUGUGUUAGUAUUAUAAUCAUGAUGUUAUUAUCAUUGUGCCUGUUGUGAGAUAAUUCAA
Molecule: messenger RNA, 2913 nt
Organism: Dunckerocampus dactyliophorus (ringed pipefish)
Lineage: Eukaryota; Metazoa; Chordata; Actinopteri; Syngnathiformes; Syngnathidae
Gene: ttc12
Product: tetratricopeptide repeat domain 12
Exons: 22
Coding region: 119-2296 (725 amino acids)
Molecular function (GO): protein binding
Source: RefSeq, a predicted model, not a curated record